Messenger RNA from Mesocricetus auratus (golden hamster), 7055 nucleotides. Its product is annotated as protocadherin beta-18. The record is from RefSeq and is a predicted model, not a curated record. Gene Ontology annotation, cellular component: plasma membrane. The transcript has a single exon. Gene Ontology annotation, biological process: homophilic cell-cell adhesion. NCBI's taxonomy places the organism in Eukaryota, Metazoa, Chordata, Mammalia, Rodentia, Cricetidae. Gene Ontology annotation, molecular function: calcium ion binding. The coding region runs from base 1166 to 3541 and encodes 791 amino acids.
UAGGCCUUUGAAUAAAAUUCCUUGUGAGGAAGAUGUUUUAUUGGCACAUCCUUGCUUUCAACAUCAAUAAGACAUGUGUUAGUCAUAGUAUUGGUCUGUUAUUUCAUGCACAGUAAUUGGGUCAUAUUAGAUUUCAUUAAGAGGGACAUUUAUACAAAGGUGGGGCAUUUGUUCAGCUGUAUAGAUGGUGGCUAUUAUAAGAAAAUAAACACAAGUUGAAGGAAAGGAACAGAGUUUCAAAGUAUUAAGUAAGUGAAGUAACAUGAUUUUCAGAUGGUGGGGACUGAUGGACAUUGGUUGUCUCUCAUCCUCCUCGUAGUUCAUUUGUGUGUGCUUUGACUCAAUAAACAUUGGUGACUGAAUGACUUGCCAAAGACAAGACAUGGUUCCCAUCCCAAGUAGGUCACAUAUUGAAGGGGAGGUAGAGGCUUAUAAAGCUGGAAGCCAUGCUAUUUAUACAAUUAACAUAGUCAUAAGUCACAGGAGUGCCAUUGUUUGUCACCGGGGAGGGACGGCAUGGUGGCUCAGUUCUGGAUGCAGAGUAGUGCGUCUGUUUCAGGAAUACGAUACAGGGUUUGUUUAAGGUUUCUGGGAAAUGUGAAAAUCAUUUCUUUUGUCCAUUUCUUGUGUUCCUGUGCUCCAGUUUCCAGAAUUGUGAAAUAUUUUGUCAAAAGACAUGCUCACAAUUUUUCUUUGCUUGCAUGAGCCCGUGCCAGAGAUGAAAGGACUAGCAGUGAAAUGACGUUACCGCUACAAACCUUCUAUUCAACUAUCAGAAUUUUAACUUUCCCACGAAGCUGUGAAAAAUCAGUAUGAAGGUAUCUCUAUCUCAGCAUUAUAUUCACGAAACAAACAAAAUUAAAACUUAAAAAUUAAAAUAGCCACUGUAGAGAAAUAUGAACACAUAAAACUGGGAAGCAAUCUGUUUCAAUCUGUUCAUGGCCACAUGGUGGCGCUGCAGGCUAAAGAGACACGAGGAAAAUUAACUGAGGCUGCACCAGAAGUCACCAACCAAAGAAGGAUAACACUGACCACCGGGAGAAAAGCCAAGGCGCUUCAAGACCGAGAAGGGGAAAAAAACCUAGACAUUUCCAGUUAAGUGGAACAUCUGAGGUUUAUGACUGCUGGGAGCGGUGGCUGACCUGAAGUGAAGAAAGAAGAAACAAUGGCAGCCAGAACAUCAGGCUUCCCCAGACAAAGGCGAGUGCUAUUUCUCUUUCUGAUCGGGGGUCUAUGUUUGGCAGGCUCUGAGUUUGGACCUUACUCAGUAACCGAGGAAACAGAAAGGGGAUCAUUUGUGGCGAAUCUGGCAAAGGACCUGGAGCUAGCGGUGGAAACCCUGGCUGCAAAGAGAACUAGGGUGGUUUCUGACGGCAACAAGCAGCAUUUGCUCCUGGAUUUACACACGGGAAAUUUGCUCACAAAUGAGAAACUGGAUCGGGAGGAGAUGUGUGGCCCCACAGAGCCCUGCAUACUGUAUUUCCAAAUUUUAAUGGAUUACCCCUUUCAGAUUUACCGGGCUGAGCUGAGAAUUGUGGAUAUAAAUGACCACUCACCCUCAUUCCAAGACAAAGAGAUGAUUUUAAAAAUACCAGAAAACACAGCUGUAGGAGCAGCAUUUCGCUUAGAAAGAGCACUAGACUCAGAUGGAGGACGUAAUGGCAUCCAAAACUAUACCAUCAGCCCCAACUCUGUUUUUCAUAUUGCAGUUCAGAGCAAUGAUGAAGGGGUGAUAUUUUCAGAGCUGGUGCUAGAUAAACCUCUAGACUGGGAGGAGGAGCAGGAGCUCAGGUUAACACUCACAGCAUUUGAUGGAGGGUCGCCACCCAGGUCCGGAACAGCCACUAUACACAUUCUGGUCAUGGACAUCAAUGAUAAUGCCCCAAGGUUUCCCCAGGAACUUUAUCAAACACAGACUGCAGAAAAUAGCCCAGUAGGACUUCCACUUGUUAAGGUCUCUGCAGAAGAUGUAGACUCGGGAGUCAAUGCAGAAGUUUCCUAUUCAUUUUUUGAUGCUUCCGAAGAUAUUCGAGCAACUUUUCAAAUCAAUCCUUUCUCUGGAGAAAUCAUGCUCAAAGCCUUGCUUGAUUAUGAGAUGGUAAAGUCCUAUAAGCUAAAUAUACAGGCAGUCGAUGGUGGGGGCCUUUCUACUAGAUGUACGGUUUUAGUUCAUGUUUUAGACAUCAAUGACAAUCCCCCUGAAGUGAUCAUAUCAUCACUUGUCAACGAAGUUGUUGAGAACGCUCCCGAAACUGUGCUGUCAGUUUUUAGGAUUAAUGACAGAGACUCUGGAGAAAAUGGAGAGACCGUUUGCUACAUUCAAGAAAAUCUGUCGUUCAGUCUAAAACCCUCUGUAGAUAAUUUUUACAUCCUGAUGACAGAAAGAGCUCUGGACAGAGAGAGCAGAGCUGAGUACAACAUCACCAUCACAGUCACCGACCUGGGCACACCCAGGCUCACAACCCAGCACACCAUAACAGUGCAGGUGUCUGACGUCAACGACAACGCCCCCGCCUUCACACAAACCUCCUACACCCUGUUUGUCCAGGAGAACAACAGCCCCGCCCUGCACAUAGGCACCAUCAGCGCCACAGACUCAGACUCAGGCUCCAAUGCCCGCAUCACCUACUCGCUGCUGCCUGCCCACGACUCGCAGCUGGCCCUGGACUCGCUCAUCUCCAUCAAUGCCAACAACGGGCAACUGUUCGCGCUCAGGGCUCUGGACUAUGAGGCCCUGCAGACCUUCGAGUUCCGCGUGGGCGCCACAGACCAAGGCUCGCCUGCGCUCAGCAGCCAGGCUCUGGUGCGCGUGCUUGUGCUGGAUGCCAACGACAAUGCGCCCUUCGUGCUCUACCCGCUGCAGAAUGCAUCUGUGCCCUGCACAGAGCUGCUGCCCAGGGCAGCGGAGCCAGGAUACCUGGUCACCAAGGUGGUGGCUGUGGACCGCGACUCUGGCCAGAAUUCCUGGCUGUCGUUCCAGCUGCUCAAGGCCACUGAGCCAGGGCUGUUCAGCGUGUGGGCUCACAAUGGCGAGGUGCGCACCUCCAGGCUGCUGAGUGAGCGCGAUGCUCCCAAGCACAGGCUGCUGCUGCUGGUCAAGGACAAUGGCGACCCUCCCAGGUCUGCCAGUGUCACUCUGCAUGUGCUGCUGGUGGAUGGCUUCUCUCAGCCCUACCUGCCUCUGCCCGAGGUGGCGCGUGACUCUGUCCCCGAUGAGGAUGUGCUCACACUGUACCUGGUCAUCGCCUUGGCAUCUGUGUCUUCGCUCUUCCUCUUGUCUAUGCUGCUGUUCGUGGGGGUGAGGCUGUGCAGGAGGGCCAGGGCGGCUUCUCUGGGUGGCUGCUCUUUGCCUGAGGGACACUUUCCUGGUCAUCUGGUGGAUGUCAGCGGGGCGGGGACCCUGCCCCAGAGCUACCAGUAUGAGGUGUGUCUGAUGGGUGGCUCUACUGAUACCGGUGAUUUCAAGUUCUUGAAACCAAUUUAUCCUGAUGUUCAUGCUCAUGGUUCCCAGAUUAAUUGUGAAGGUUUCAAUUUUGAGUAAUGUUUCAUUCCAUUUAACGUAUGACACAGCCGUAUGGGUUCUAGUUUAGUUGUGCAGUAGUUUCGGCCCAACACAGCACAUCUUCAUUUUUAACUUUUAAACGGGUUAUAUAUAAAAAUGUUUUUCCAUUAGUGAUAUUUAGUAGAGUAUAUACCACUUUAAAUCUGAGGUUUUGAUUCUUUCGUAGCGCACAAUAAUUUGUUGUCAUUUCUCAUUAUGGAAAAUUGAUAUUUGAGGGUUUUGUCUGGUUUUCUUUUGUUGCUAAUUGUCAACCCCAAGCCUUUUGCAUGCUAAGCAAGUGCUAUAUCAUUGAGCUCUGUCUCUAGCCAGUAACUUUUAAAAGUAUAGCAUUUUAACUCUCUUUGACUUUGUGCCAACUUCAUGUGUUUAUGUUGUGCAUUUCGUUUCUUGUAGCCUGCUCCAUCUCCCUGCAACUCCUAUUACUUCCCUCUACUCCCUUACAAGUCCCUUCCUAUUGUGUACGAUUCUGAGUAUCCUGAUAAUUCUGUGUUAGCACACUAAUCAGCAGGAUUCAGCAUGACUUCGACAAACGCAGGUGCCAUUCAUUCCUAACCUCUGCUGCUCCCCUGGUCCCCUCCUUUUCCCUGCAAGUCUCCCUCUCUGCUUUCUCAUCAAAAUUGUUUCGUUAGCUUUCUUUCUCCCCUUCCUCAUUCUUAGACAUAUAAAACAGAAUGUGUCAUAUAAUGCAAAUACAAUGUAAUAGUCUGCACGAAUAUCAACCUAAAUUUGAACACAUUAAAAAUUUUGUGUGACAAUAUUUAUGGACUGUUGGAAUGAUACUUUUCAUUUUAUAUUGGAACUUAAAGAACUGGAAAUUUAGAAAUUGAGAUAAAUUAAAGGUUAUAGAGAAAAUAAUUUUUUAUCUCCAGUCCCUUUCUAUACAGCUGUUCUUCAAAUUUGAUAUACUUCCAGAUGAUGUUUAGACCCCUUUAUCUUGAUAAUCAAAUUUUCUGUGUUACCCAUUUACUGCAAAAGGAUUUACAGUCCUUAUUUCCCAUUAGUAGACACACAUACAAAAGUUGCGAAUUUCCCUUCUCCUAGUUUCCUGAUAAUAUUGUCAGAAAAUGUUGUCAGUUUUGUUUCUAUAGGUUCCAAGGCCUCGUAGAUGAGUACUAUCCCUGAAAUGAAGCUAGUAUUAAUGUCCACCUAGCUAGGUCUCUUAUGCAUGCAGACUUAGUAGUGCAGUAUUAUUACAUUGCCUCUCUUGAAAGCAUCUUUCCCAGAGCUGAUGCCUGCUGUUUUAGAUUCGGCUAAACAUCUGUUUACUGAGAGUGAUUUUUCUGCACCUCUCUAUCCAGGCUGAGUGAGUGAAUAAAGUAGUGAGUUACCAUAAGAUGUACCCUCCAUUCUUCCUACUAAUUUUUCACAUCAGAGUCCUCUUGAAAUAUUAAGGGUUUUUUGCCUUCAAAUAUUCAAAUAUAAUAUUUGUGUUUAUUUCCUACAGAUCUUUCAUUCAUAGCUCCUUCAUUUAGACUGUUUAUCUUAUGGGUGUCAUGCUUAUUAUUAUUUUUAUUUGAUUAACUUUUAUUUAUUUUACCUGCCAACCACAGUUUCCCUUCCCUCCUAUCUUCCCAUCCCCUACCCACCAACUGCUAUAUACCUCCUCCCCAUCCACUCCCUCUCCAGUUCCCUUAAGAAAGGGGCAGGUCUCACAUGGGCUUGAACCUAUAGUACCUCAAGUUGAGGCAGGACUGAGCUCCUCCCCCUGCAUAAAAGCCUAAAGGGGUAACCCAGCAUGGGAACAGGUUCCUCAUCGCCAGGGGGUUGUUCUGAUCUCACUGCUAGGAGCCUUACAAACAGAACACAGAACACGCCACACAAUUGCCACACACAGGUGGAUGGCCUAGGUUUGUCCCAUGCAGACUCCCUAACUGCUGGUCCAGAGUCCAUGUUCUCCCACUAACUCAGACCAGCAUUCUCUGUGUGCCCCUCCAGCAUGACUUUGAGCCCCUUGGCUCAUAAAAUCCCUCCUCCCUUUCUUCAGGAGGACUCCAGGAGCUCAGCCCAGUCCUGGGCUAUUGAUCUCUGUAUCUGCUUCCAUCAGUUACUGGAUAAAGAAUCUCUGGUGACAAUUAUGGUAGUCACCAAUCUGAUUCCAGUAGAUGGACAGUCCAGGCACCCUUUCCACAAGGAUGACUCCAGCUAAUGCCACAAACAAUAGUGGAGGUUAUGUCAUGCUUUUAAUGCUUGCCCCCCACUGCCCACCUUUUAUAGAAUCCAGUAUCAUUUCUGAGUUUACUUUCUUACUUGGUUGGAACCCAACUUCAUUAAAAUAGAUGCAACUUUUGGCACUUUACAUAGUGAAGUAACCUUUUCAUUUAAUUGAUAGUUUGACUGGGUAUAAAAAUAUAAUUUGAAAAAUGCUCCCCCUCCCAGAAUUAAAAAGCACUUUUAUUUUUCUUAAUUUUGUAGAAUCGCCUUUCACAAGGAUCAUUCCCAUCUAAGUUGCAUCUCAUUUUCUUCAAUAUUUUUCCCACUCAUUAUGGAGGUAUUGGGAACUUAUCCUCAGUAGUCUGUAAGAACUGCUUCGUUGUUAACCUUUUCAUAAGGAUAUGUACUGUCAGUAUUCAGACUCUCAGUUCACAAACAAUUUCAUUUUAUUUUGCUGUAAUUUAUCUCCCAUAUUUUCUAAACUUUUUGAUUAAAUAUCUGACCAACUGAACUGGUUGUGUAAGAUCCUAAGCAUGUUUCUUUUUCUAUUUCACAUUUGUCUCUGGUUCCACUUUCUUGCACCAAUCAUUUAAUCAUUUAAUCUUUAUAUGUAAGCUUUCCUUUUAGGCAGAUAAACACUUUUAGAACCUUUUUUUGUUCUUCUAAUUUUUUAUACAGCAUUCUUGGAAAUGUAAUACAUGUUCUUAUCUUUAAUUUGUCCUUUGACUAUAUUACCAAGAUAUACUUGUACAGAACUAUUAACAUUACUUAGUCAUUUUAAAAAUUAAGAGUGAGUCAGGUAGCUGAAGAAAUUUACCAAAAUUGUAUAGUUUUACAGGACAUUUAAGUCCCCUAAUCUAUUCUGUUUUCUUUUUUUAACUCUUGAAGCGGGGUCUCAAAUAUUAGUACAGGGUAGCCUCAAAUAUGAAAUCUUCAUUACUCUGCCUCUUGAGUAUUGGGACUACGGGUGUUAUGUAGUCAGACCCCCAACAUCAGUAAGUGUAAGAAUUUACUUGUGCUUAACCAUUUCCAGGUUAGAAUUCUGAUAUGGUGUGAGAUUAUGUAUCUGAGAUAGACCUUGCGUUCUACACUCCAUUGCUACAGCAGAGACUCGAAAUAUCACUAUUUAAAACUCUGAAAUUCUACUUUCUUUUAGUUUAACUUCACACUUUUGUUAAGCAUUACUUGUGUGUCAAAAACUAGAGAAAGUUUGCUAAUCUCUCCAAAUCAAGUGUCCAUUCUCUACCAUGAGUUAUUUUCUGUCUCUGUAGACACAGAGAACAGAGAAUUCAACACUACUGUAAAUACAAACAAUAAAUUCUCAUCUCUUGAUUAACUUUAA